Molecule: messenger RNA, 2784 nt
Organism: Adineta steineri
Lineage: Eukaryota; Metazoa; Rotifera; Eurotatoria; Adinetida; Adinetidae
Source: the annotation of a GenBank genome assembly
AUGUCAUCAUCUUCUGUUUCAUAUUUUAUAAAUCUUUCACAUGUAGUUACGAUUUAUUUCGGCUUGACUAUUCUAGUAGCUGGUGUUGUUGGUGGACUUUUAAAUCUUACUGUAUUUUUAAGUCUUCGAACAUUUCGACAAAAUUCAUGUGCAUUUUAUUUAACAAUUAUGUCAUUUGCUAAUAUAAUUCAUUUAAUGACUGGUUUAACUAGUCAUAUUGUAAUUAAUGGUUAUGGAAUUGAUUGGGGAGGUUAUUCAAUAGUUUAUUGUAAAGCUCGAUUAUACUGUAUUCAAUUAUCGAUAUUGAUGUCAUUUACAAGUAUAUGCUUGGCAAUCAUUGAUCAAUUUCUAGCAACUUGUCAUAAUCCAUUUUAUCAUCGAUGGAGUAAUAUUAAACUAGCUCGUUAUAUCAUAAUAGGUUUUCUUUUAUUUUGGUUACUUCAUGGAAUACCAUUUGCACUUUAUUUCAAUGUAGUUAUGUCACUAAUUAAUAUAAAUCAAUUGACAUGUGCUAUCACGAAUGUAACCUUUCAAAAAUAUUUUAAUUUUGGUUUUGUACUUGUCUUAAUCGGUAUAUUACCAUUGACCAUAAUGACUCUAUUUGCUUUAUUAGCUUAUACUAAUGUUCAAACUUUAGGUUACCGAACAAUUCCGUUAGUUCGUCGUGAAUUAGAUAAACAGUUAACACAUAUGGUACUUGUUCAAGCCAUUUAUAGUUUCUGUAUUUUAUUACAAUAUGUAAUUACUACCGUAGUAUUGUAUUAUAUAUCUCCUACCGAUCGAACAAACUUUAUAUCAGUUUUAUCUGUUACUAUACACAAUUGUUAUUUUGCAGAUUCAGUACAAUCAUUAUUGGCUAGUUUGAAAGUUUAUCUAGCCAAGAAUAUCAAUGAAGAACCAAUGUGGGUACCAUCAACUGAUCAGAAGACUGUUCAGGUGACAUUUCAUGCUGAAUUCGGUGUAAUAAGUGAUCGAAUCUUACGUGAUUUAUACGAGCUCGAUAUAGGUAACAGAAGUGGCAGUCAAGUUUGUGUAAUUCCAGCAAUGGUUCUUGUUGGAUCUCGUAAUAAGGUAUCGGAUAUUACCUUAACUACUAAUACAACGAAUCAAAUUGCCGAUAUGAAACAGCUCGAUCAUUCGCAAUCAAUAGUCUCAGACACAACGAUGAAAAAAAGCAUUUGGAAGACUUUCAGCGAGUCCGAUUUUAAGAAAAGUGUUCGAGCUAGACUAAUGGUUCAUCAGGUUAUAGCUGGGAUUCGUGCCGCUAGUGCAUUGUCUUUCGACUUUGUUGUACUACUCAGUCUGGCUUCGAUGCUUGCUGCCGUUGGUCUUCUGGAAAGCUCGUCUGUAAUUCUUGUGGCUAGUAUGCUGGUCAGUCCAUUGAUGAAUCCAAUCAUGGGUAUUGUGUUUGGUGUAUCAGUACACGAAACGUCUUUGUGGCGACAAAGCAUUCGAAACGAAGUUAUUGGUCUAGUUCUUUGUAUUCUAUGGGGUUUCAUCAUUGGACUAUGUACAACUUAUACCGGAACCAAUUGGGGAAGUUCAUCAAGUUUUCCUACAUCGGAAAUGAAGGCACGCGGUGAUCUCAAACGAUUGUGGGUUGGUGUUCUCAUUGCUGUGCCUAGCGGUGCUGGUGUUGCUUUGUCUAUACUCGGUGGCAAUACAGGCUCAUUAGUGGGUGUGGCAAUAUCUGCUUCUCUUUUGCCUCCCGCAGUCAAUUGCGGACUUCUCUUUGCCUAUGCAAUCUUCGCUCAGUUAAUAUUUAACGAUGCUUGGGAUUAUAGCAGCAAAGGAUCGAGUGAACGAACACAUGUGGAAUAUUUUUCGUUUCAAAAUCGACUUCAUUCAAAUGGACCUAUCGCCAAUUGCUCCAGGCCAAUGCAGAACCAUUAUGAACCAUACUAUUCGUGCAAUAUGGCAUACGAAGCAGCGAUACUUGGUGCUUGCAGUUUCCUUUUAACUUUGGUGAAUAUCGUAUGUAUUAUUAUUAUGGCCCUGAUUAUUCUUCGUAUUAAAGAAGUUGUACCUCUCCAUCAAACCAAUGAAACGAUUCAAGCAUUCUUUAAACAUGAUGUUAAACUGACUCGUGAUCGUAAUCGAACUAGUUUGAAAGGACAAAAACAAAGUACGGCUACUUUUAUAAAAUCAAACACUAAUCCUGCGAAUGAAUUUACAUUAUCUGGCAAGUAUGACCAUCGACAAUCCAUAAUUAUACAGGAAGCAAGCUCAGGAGCAACCUCUACAACACUGUUCGAUAUGAAUGAUCUACAGAUGUAUGUGAAAAACUUUAAUCUUGAUAUUUUCAAUGAGAAUGAUCGCGAACUACUGACAGCAGAAAGUGAAGAGAAAGUCUCCUGUUUGGUGAAAAAUAUUCUCGAUAUGUACGAAGAAGAUCAACCGAUGUUCUUGGAUUUCUGCCAUUACCAACCUUACAGUAAUCCAGCAUCGGCACAAAAAGAAUAUUUCAUCUUCUAUGAACAUUUCAUUAAACUUCUACCAUUAAAAUGGUAUGAACGGUUCGAACGUGAACGACGUCGCCGUUGGGAUAUCAUUCAUAUAGGUAAACAACGUGCCAAUACAUUUACUGCACCGAUUGUUUCAUUUCCUACUCGUUCUCGACUAAAUCAAUCAUUCAAUGGACCGCAUAAACGAUCGACAUUGAGACGUGUGAAAAAAACACAAUCUUACUCGAGAAAAGCAGUUCCAACAGUUUUUUCUAAUGAAGCAUUAACAGAAUUUGACAACACAUUACAAUCUAACAGAGAACAGAAUCCAAGAAAAUAA